Chaetura pelagica (chimney swift) is the source of this 2197-nucleotide messenger RNA. It is a transcript of the gene HCN1, whose product is annotated as hyperpolarization activated cyclic nucleotide-gated potassium channel 1. The record is from RefSeq and is a predicted model, not a curated record. The annotation marks the transcript as partial. NCBI's taxonomy places the organism in Eukaryota, Metazoa, Chordata, Aves, Apodiformes, Apodidae. Gene Ontology annotation, biological process: potassium ion transport; transmembrane transport. The transcript has 10 exons. Gene Ontology annotation, molecular function: voltage-gated potassium channel activity. Gene Ontology annotation, cellular component: membrane.
AUGAAAGACAACUUCCUAACCCAGCUGGUGAAGGAGCCAAACUGGGAGAGUGCCCUUCUGGACUUGCUGCUCAUGAACAGAGAAGGAUGUGUGGAGGAGGUAACAGUUGGAGAAAGUCAGGAGCAUAGUGACGAUGAACUUACAGAAUUUUCAGUUCUUGGAGAACAAACUUGUCUCUCAGUUGGAGAGACAUGGACUCGAUGGAUGGACCAGUUGAUGGAUAAGGAAUUUGCUGGACGGUUGCACUCACAGAGUUGUGGUCAAUGGCAUGAUGUACAAAUGGAGAUCAGUGACAGCAGCAUUCCUGUCCGAGUGGAGAGUGACCGCAAAAUGGCGGAAUUCAGGAUUCUUAGGGCAAAAAGGAGGAUCAUAGUAGCAGUGAUGCAUGAAUUUAGUGAUUUCAGGUUUUACUGGGACUUAAUCAUGCUUAUAAUGAUGGUUGGAAACCUUGUCAUUAUACCAGUAGGAAUCACAUUCUUCACAGAACAAACAACAACACCAUGGAUUAUUUUCAACGUGGCAUCAGACACUGUUUUUCUAUUGGACUUGAUCAUGAAUUUUAGAACUGGGACUGUAAAUGAAGACAGCUCUGAAAUAAUACUGGAUCCUAAAAUCAUUAAGAUGAAUUACUUAAAAAGCUGGUUUGUGGUUGACUUCAUCUCAUCGAUACCAGUGGAUUAUAUAUUUCUCAUUGUAGAAAAAGGAAUGGAUUCAGAGGUUUACAAGACAGCAAGAGCACUUCGUAUUGUGAGAUUUACAAAAAUCCUCAGCCUGCUACGUUUAUUACGCCUUUCAAGACUGAUUAGAUACAUACACCAGUGGGAAGAGAUUUUCCACAUGACGUACGAUCUGGCCAGUGCUGUGGUGAGAAUCUUUAAUCUGAUUGGAAUGAUGUUGCUGCUGUGCCACUGGGAUGGUUGUCUACAGUUUUUAGUACCGUUGCUCCAGGAUUUCCCACCAGAUUGCUGGGUGUCCCUAAACGGUAUGGUUAACGAUUCCUGGGGAAAGCAGUACUCAUACGCACUCUUCAAAGCCAUGAGCCAUAUGCUCUGCAUUGGUUAUGGAGCCCGUGCCCCCGUCAGCAUGUCCGACCUCUGGAUAACCAUGUUGAGUAUGAUCGUGGGGGCAACUUGUUAUGCCAUGUUUGUUGGUCAUGCCACUGCUCUCAUUCAGUCUCUGGAUUCAUCACGACGACAAUAUCAAGAAAAGUACAAACAAGUGGAACAGUACAUGUCAUUCCACAAGUUACCUGCUGAAAUGCGCCAGAAGAUCCAUGAUUACUAUGAGCACCGCUACCAAGGCAAGAUUUUUGAUGAGGAAAACAUUUUGAAUGAGCUCAAUGAUCCCCUCAGGGAGGAGAUUGUCAACUUCAACUGUCGGAAGCUGGUAGCUACAAUGCCUCUUUUUGCUAAUGCAGACCCAAAUUUUGUGACUGCCAUGCUAAGCAAGCUGCGAUUUGAGGUGUUUCAACCUGGAGAUUAUAUUAUCAGAGAAGGCGCUGUGGGUAAAAAGAUGUAUUUCAUUCAGCACGGUGUUGCUGGUGUCAUCACUAAAUCCAACAAGGAACUGAAGCUGACAGAUGGCUCUUACUUCGGUGAGAUCUGCCUUUUGACCAAGGGCCGUCGAACUGCUAGUGUACGAGCAGAUACGUACUGCCGCCUGUACUCCCUUUCAGUGGACAACUUCAAUGAGGUUCUGGAAGAGUACCCCAUGAUGAGAAGGGCCUUUGAAACGGUGGCAAUUGAUAGACUUGACAGAAUAGGGAAGAAGAACUCAAUCCUCCUGCAGAAGUUCCAGAAGGACCUCAACACUGGGGUUUUCAACAACCAGGAGAACGAAAUCCUGAAGCAGAUUGUGAAGCAUGACCGGGAGAUGGUGCAGACCAUCGUCCCAGUGAGCUUGCAGCAGAUGCCCUCCCUGAACUCCAGCACCUCCUCCUCGUCGUCGCGCACCAGGACACAGUCUCCUCCUGUGUACACCGCCAGCAGCCUGUCCCACGGAAACCUGCACUCCCCCUCGCCCAGCACGCAGACGCCCCAGCAGGCUGUCAUCCUCUCGCCCUGCUCAUACACCACCGCCAUCUGCAGCCCGCCCGUACAGAGCCCUCUGGCCAGCCGAACUUUCCAGUACGCCACGCCGACAGCCUCGCAGCUCUCUCUCAUGCAACAGCAGCCGCAGGCAUCCCAGCAGCCCCCCG